Messenger RNA from Dinoponera quadriceps, 1779 nucleotides. It is a transcript of the gene Sfxn1-3, whose product is annotated as sideroflexin-1. Gene Ontology annotation, biological process: serine import into mitochondrion; monoatomic ion transport. The transcript is spliced from 4 exons. Gene Ontology annotation, molecular function: monoatomic ion transmembrane transporter activity. The record is from RefSeq and is a predicted model, not a curated record. Gene Ontology annotation, cellular component: mitochondrial inner membrane. Bases 299 to 1306 code for a protein of 335 amino acids. NCBI's taxonomy places the organism in Eukaryota, Metazoa, Arthropoda, Insecta, Hymenoptera, Formicidae.
AGAUAUGUAGAGCGGCGCUUGAUCUCUGGAACGGGUCAGUCGGCUGGGAGGUGGGUGAACAGCUUGUCCGUGGCGCAGAGCGACACAUAUGCCGUCUUUUUGGAGUCUGACAGACCGCUGGCAAGUGCGCAGGUAUUCGUCGCAGGUAGCAGCGUCGGUUCUUUAACGCACCGCUGAAUAAGCCGACGAGGAGGAGCAGGAGAAGGAGGAACACGAGGAAGCGGCCAGGUGGGGCAGAAAGGUGUUGUUGUAGCGGCCCGGUGAGAGGCGAAAGCGCCGUGAGCAGGAGGCGACGAAGAUGCCGGUGAAGACGGAGGUUUUGCAGAAGGAGGAGUCCGUCGUGCAGGCCGUAGACAUUGACAGGCCUUACUGGGAUCAGAGCACUUAUCGCGGUCGAGCCCUGCAUUUCCUCACGGUGACAAAUCCGCUCAAUAUCUUCGCUUCGACGAAGGAACUCGAGCGCGCGCGCGAAGUCGUCAAGAAGUACAGAGAGAGCGACGACGCGGACCUGGGCAAGUUCGGGAUCACCGAGAACGAAUUGUGGCGAUGCAAAUAUCUUUACGACAGCGCCUUCCAUCCGGACACCGGCGAGAAGAUGCUGUUAAUUGGCCGUAUGAGCGCCCAAGUGCCCAUGAACAUGCUGAUAACCGGCUGUAUGAUGACAUUCUAUAAAUCGACGCCGGCCGUGAUAUUUUGGCAGUGGAUCAAUCAGUCGUUCAACGCUGUGGUGAACUACACGAACCGCAGCGGCUCCAAGCCGAUCGCGUCGGAUACAUUAGCGCGGAGUUACAUCGGUGCAACCGGAGGCGCCGUCAUCACUGCGCUGACCCUGAAUCGUCUGGCCCAGCAUGGCCCACCAUUGGCGGGCCGUUUGGUGCCGUUGGCGGCGGUCGCUGCGGCUAAUUGCGUGAACAUUCCUCUCAUGAGGAUCACCGAACUGCAGAACGGUAUUGAAUUACAAAACGCAGAAGGCACGAAGGUCGGCCAGAGCAAGCGCGCGGCAAAACAGGCAAUCGUGUCUGUCACGUUAUCGCGAAUACUAAUGGCCUCUCCGAGCAUGGUAUUAGCGCCGAUAAUUAUGAAUUACUUGGACCGGAAGAAGCUGUUGCGUAACAUGAAAUGGGCCGCCGGGCCGAUUCAAGUGCUCAUCUGCGGAGUCUGCCUUACUUUCGCGACGCCGCUCUGCUGCGCCCUGUUCGCGCAACGCGUCCCUAUCCCGGUGCACCAGCUAGAACCAGAAGUGCGCAGCAAGAUACAGUCUUCCCAGCCCGAACUGGAUACGGUGUACUACAAUAAGGGCCUUUGAAGAUUGAAUUGGGAUUGGAUGCCCGCGCGAGUCUUCACGAUUAUCUCUGCAUAUACAGUCCAAGAGCGCGGCCUACUCUCUCCCUCUCCCCCUCCUUCUCUCUCUCUCUCUCUGUUUCAAGACUCACAGGUAUGGAAAGACUAUGGAAGCAUUCCCGCGAGCUCGACGUUCGGACAGCGGCCGAACGCGCGUUCCUCACCGGAGGACUUUCAACAAGGAGUCCCACGCGAAUUCCACUUAACUCUACUCGCCGAAUCGGACGACUGGAACUUCCGCAAACAAUCGAGACUACGGAAACCUACCGCAUCAGCGAUAUCGCAAACGAUUCUUUUAAUUGCGAACGCACGUCCAGAUACAUAUCUUCCUCUCCAUUUCGAUCUUCGCGUCAUAUAAUUUCGUAAGAUUCAAGAGAUCCAGGAUUAAACGUAACGAACGGGUAACGAAGACAAUAAAAUAUUGUAUGUUCCGAACAA